GCACCGCGCUGGGAGUCGGCGCCACAAGUGUGUGUGUGUGUGUGAAGCAAUGUUCCGAGCUGCAUUUGAACGCAGCGCCACGCCGAGACGCCCUCACCUGGUCGACCAACGCAGGUAACACACAGAAGAGGACAACAAACGGGACGCACCGGUUCCAGUGACGUCAUCUCCCCGUCGCGGUGCGCUCGUGGAAGAAGCCUCGACUCUUCAGCCCGGUGGGUGUUUCUUCUUCUCCUCCUUCUUCUUCUUGUUGUUAUCGAGGUUGUCCCUGAGGAGGAGAGGCGGCUGUCGGACCCUGAACGCAUCUUCCCAGGGUGAGUGAAAACAACGCGGGGAGCCGAAAGAAACAUCAAGUCAACGUUGAACAACCGAAACGUCAACAAGGGCAGACAUGGAUCGAUACGCGGAUCUGGAUCUGGACUGUGACGAAGGGGGCGUGGCUAACCCUGGACUGUCUGUCAGCAGUGACGACUUGACGGAGAGCCAGUCCUCCAAGGCCGGCGUGUUGUCCGGGCGUCUGCAGCGCCCCUCCCCAGGCCGUGAGCGCAGGUCGUCUCAGGAUCUCCUGGACGCUGAGUUCAGGGCCAGCACCGACGGUCACACAGCGAAGGAGAAGGGAGGGGUGUUCAGCGGCAUGUUCAAAAAGAAGCCUCACGGAGCCAGGUCGCAGGAGGACGUGUCCGCCGCCGAGCUCUCGGGCAGCAAAGACAGCCUCUCCGUAAACGAGAGCGGCGGGGUGUUCGGCGGGAUGUUUAGGAAGUCCCCGAAGGCUUACGGGGCGAGGACGCAGUCCCAGGAGGACGUGUCCGCCGCCGGAGAGCCCUCAGGCAGCGCCGACAGCCGGUCCCUGAACAGCAACCCCAAGGAGAGCGGCGGGGGGUUCGGCGGGAUGUUUAGGAAGUCCCCGAAGGCUUACGGGGCGAGGACGCAGUCCCAGGAGGAUUUAUCCGCCGAGCUCUCGAGCAGCAAAGACAGCCUCUCCGUGACGAGCAACACCAAGGAGAGCGGCGGGGUGUUCGGCGGGAUGUUUAGGAAGACCCCGAAGGCUUUGGGAGCGAGGACGCAGUCCCAGGACGGCCUGUCUGAAGCCGGCGAGCCCUCGGGGAGCGAUGGCGAUCCGUCCGAGGGCGCCAAGGAGAAAGGAGGACUCUUUGGGGGCGUGUUCAAAAAGAAAGGUGCUCGACAUCAGUCUCAGGACGAUCUGUCCGCGGACAGUAAACUCUCCACCGACCGCCUCGCGGACAAGUCCUCCAAGGAGAAGAUCUCUGACAGCGACGAGCUCCCGGACGAUGGAGAGAGCCGGCCCGGACACAAACAGAGUACGUUUGCCGAGGCGAUGGGGAAGAUGAACCCGUUCCGAUCAAACAAACACGAGAAGCAGACGAGCUCCGACGAUGAGGAUCCGCCCGGCAACAAGACGGUCCUCGUUCAGAAAGACGCCGAAGACACGGAAACUAUCAGGGACAACGAGAAGCCCCACCCGAGACAGAGGAAGGACAGAAGUGAAACUCCAGUGGUUCCAUCCAGACCAACCGAAGAGGACAUGAAGAGGACGUCCACACACGGAGGAGCUGUGGACAACCCGAGACGACCGUCCGGCUCCAACGAGGGGAAGCCUGCAGGGAGGACAGCGGUCGGGGCGAUCAAGCCGAGGCGUCUCAACCCGUUCACGCCGCGCUCCGAGGCUCCGUCUGGUGAUGAAGGGCUGGAAGGAGGAGAAGAGGAAGAGGAGGAGGAUCCUUCUUCUAAAGAGGAAAAGAAAGAUGAAGACAAAACCCAGUCCAGGGAGGUGAAGAAGCCCCGGAGGCUGAACCCCUUCAUGCCGCGCAACAACAAGGCCAAAAAUACACAGAGGAACAAACAGGAGGGAGCAGCAGGCCACCAGACGGAGAGCGAGCGGUCCCUGUUCGACCGUCUGGAGGACUUCCGCAUCGACCCGUUGCGCCCUGAGGACAGACAGGAUGUGGAGAACCUCAUGGCGUGGUGGGACAACGUGGAGUCGUGGGAGGACACGCCUCAAGAAGAGGACAUGACGGAGAAAGAAGAGGCCAAGCCUCUAGUCUUCCUCUAGCAGCUGCUGAGGCAAACUGACUGUGUGGGUUUUCUUCAUGAACUGGGCCGUGAUGAGAGGGACGGCGGG
This is a messenger RNA of Pseudoliparis swirei, 2140 nucleotides long. Its product is annotated as trans-Golgi network integral membrane protein 2-like. The record is from RefSeq and is a predicted model, not a curated record. Lineage: Eukaryota; Metazoa; Chordata; Actinopteri; Perciformes; Liparidae. The transcript is spliced from 30 exons. Bases 392 to 2071 code for a protein of 559 amino acids.